Molecule: messenger RNA, 1470 nt
Organism: Ilex paraguariensis (yerba mate)
Lineage: Eukaryota; Viridiplantae; Streptophyta; Magnoliopsida; Aquifoliales; Aquifoliaceae
Source: the annotation of a GenBank genome assembly
AACUUAUAUAGUAUAUGAUAUAUGACGCCAAUAUCAUCAAGAGAGAGGCCACCAGCCACUCCCUCAAACCUGUCUCACCAACUCACAUCUAGAAGCAAUUAGGGUAACUUUUCUCUCUCCUCCCCCAAUAGGAGUCAAAAUCCUAUAUAAUCCAACUUCAAGUCCUCAAACCUCAAAAGGGCCGGCCUUGAUGCACAAGCACCUCCAAGGCUAGAGUUCCAUUUCUACACCAUCAUCACAGCAACGACCAAACAGAGAAAGAAAAACAGAAAAUCUCUGAGCCUUGGCUAGUAAAUUGACUUGUAAUUUCAAUAUUACAUGGGAAGGUCACCUUGCUGCGAGAAAGCUCAUACCAAUAAAGGAGCAUGGACCAAAGAAGAAGAUGAUCGGCUCAUCGCUUAUAUCAGAGCUCACGGCGAAGGUUGCUGGCGAUCACUUCCCAAGGCCGCAGGGCUUCUCCGAUGCGGCAAGAGUUGUCGUCUCCGAUGGAUCAACUACCUGAGGCCUGACCUCAAACGUGGGAAUUUUACAGAAGAAGAAGACGAGCUCAUAAUCAAACUUCAUAGUCUCCUUGGUAACAAGUGGUCUCUUAUAGCUGGAAGAUUACCAGGAAGAACAGACAAUGAGAUAAAGAAUUAUUGGAACACCCAUAUAAGAAGAAAGCUUCAGGGUCGUGGCAUCGAUCCAGCGACUCACCGGCCAAUCAACGAGCCUGCGCAGGAAGUCACAACCAUAUCUUUCGCCAGUGCAACUUCUAAAGAAGAAGAGAAGAUGACUACUGGUUUUGUAUGCAAAGAAGAGAAGAGCCCGGCUCGCGAACUGUGUCCUGACUUGAACCUUGAGCUGAGAAUUAGUCCUCCUUAUCACCAACAAUCUGAGCCAUUGAAGACUGGAGGGAGGACUAGUACUAUAUGUUUUUCUUGCAGCUUGGGAAUUCAAAAUAGCAAAGAUUGCACUUGUAGUAGUGGUACCAGUAGCAGUAGCUCUGGUUAUGACUUCCUAGGGUUGAAAACUGGUGUCUUGGACUACAGAAGCUUGGAGAUGAAGGGAAUAUGGAUGGGUUUGAGUUAUGUAUCAAAAAAAGGAGGGAAGGGAGAGGGAUGAGGACAGAGAAGAAAGAAAUGAGGAAGAGAGUGGUAUUAGGUUAAAAUCUUUCUGACUUUCUCUUGUUUGUUUGUAAACCUCUAUAAGUUACAUAGCAAUAUAAUACCAGUACAGAUUACCAUUCGAUUAUGAUUUGGAAAAUUUGGUGAAUGUUUUGCGUUUAUUGAGUGAGGGGCAAUUGCUUUGUUUGUUUCUCGGUAUGAGUUUUCUUCCUUUUCAAUAGAGUUUCGUACUCUUGGUAUGGUUGUUGCAGAACGUUAUUGCUAGCAGCAAGUAGAGAUAGAAUUACUGAGGUCCAUAUGGGUGGAAACUGGAGAGAGUGGUACUAUUUGUUUUGUUAAAAAGAAAAGAUGGAUGUGUUAUCCA